AGUAAUAAACUUUUAAGUAAUUCAAACACUAAGAGAAUGAAUACAAAUGAAAAUUAGGAGAUAUUUUUCUUUGAAUUAUAGUGAAAGUUCAACGUAUCAAAACUUUUAGAAUACAGCUAUAGACAUACUUAAAUGCUGUUAUUAGGAGUAAACAGCUGAAAAUAACCUCUUUUCCUUUGGCUUGCCACUGGGCCAUGGGCCCAGUGGUAUUGCCAUGGGCCACCACCCACCCCGGUGUUACUGGUAUUGUAAGAACAAGCGGUGUCCAAAGUCUUGUUUCUGCAGAGGUGUCCCUGAUGCCAAGGUCCGCAUCUUUGACCUUGGGCAGAAGAAGGCAGAAGUGGAGCAGUUCCCACUGUGUGGCCACACAGUGCCAGAGGAAUACGAGCAGCUCUCCUCUGAAGCCCCGGAGGCUGUCCGUAUGUGUGCUAACAAGUACAUGGUGAAAAGCUGUGGCAAAGGUGGUUUUUGCAUCCAAAUGCGGUUCCAUCCCUUCCACGUCAUCCUUAUCAACAAGAUGUUGUCUUGUGCUGGAGCUGACAGGCUCCAGACAGGUGUGUGGGGUGCCUUUGGAAAGCCCCAGGGCACAGUGGCCAGGGUCCACAUUGGCCAAGUCAUCAUGUCCACCAGUACCAAGGUACAGAACAAGGAGCAUAUGAUUGAGACGCUAUGCAGGGCCAAGUUCAAGUUCCUUGGCUGCCCGAAGAUUCACAUUUCCAAGAAGUGGGGCUUUACUAAGUUUAAUGUGAAUGAAUUUGAAGACAUGAUGGCUGAAAAGUAGCUUAUCCCAGAUAGCUAUGGCUUUGGUCAAAUACAUCCCUAAUUGUGGCCCCUUGGACAAAUGGUAGGCUCUGCACUCAUGAGAACCUUGACACUGCCCGCUCCUUAUUCACGCCCACAAUAAACCCUGCUUCCUGUCAAAUAAAAAAAAAGCUGAAAAUAAAUCAUCCAAGUAUCCAUUUCCACUAGUUAAAAAAAUUAGGCUGAGGCAACAGGCACAUGAAAAGAUGCUCAACGUCACACCUCAUCAGGGAAAUACAAAUCAAAACCACACUCAGAUAUCACCUCACUCCAGUCAGAGUGGCUAAAAUGAACCAAAUAAGGAGACUAUAGAUGCUGGAGAGGAUGUGGAGAAACGGGAACCUUCUUGCACUGUUGGUGGGAAUACAAACUGGUGCAGCCACUCUGGAAAACAGUGUGGAGGUUCCUCAAAAAGUUAAAAAUAGAUCUACCCUAUGACCCAGCAAUAGCACUGCUAGGAAUUUACCCAAGGGAUACAGGAGUGCUGAUGCAUAGGGGCACUUGUACCCCAAUGUUUAUAGCAGCACUUUCAACAAUAGCCAAAUUAUGGAAAGAGCCUAAAUGUCCAUCAACUGAUGAAUGGAUAAAGAAGUUGUGGUUUAGGGGCUCCUGGGUGGCUCAGUCGGUUAAGCAACCAACUUCAGCUCAGGUCAUGAUCUCGCAGUUUGUGAGUUCAAGCCCUGCGUUGGGCUCUGUGCUGAGACCUCAGAGCCUGGAGCCUGUUUCAGAUUCUGUGUCUCCCCAUCUCUCUACCCCUCCCCUGCUCACGCUCUGUGUCUCUCUGUCUCU
Molecule: messenger RNA, 1590 nt
Organism: Neofelis nebulosa (Clouded leopard)
Lineage: Eukaryota; Metazoa; Chordata; Mammalia; Carnivora; Felidae
Product: large ribosomal subunit protein uL16-like
Exons: 1
Coding region: 215-781 (188 amino acids)
Biological process (GO): translation; ribosomal large subunit assembly
Cellular component (GO): ribosome; cytosolic large ribosomal subunit
Molecular function (GO): structural constituent of ribosome
Source: RefSeq, a predicted model, not a curated record